This is a messenger RNA of Ectocarpus sp. CCAP 1310/34, 552 nucleotides long. The record is from the annotation of a GenBank genome assembly. NCBI's taxonomy places the organism in Eukaryota, Phaeophyceae, Ectocarpales, Ectocarpaceae.
AUGGGGCUCGCCGAAGGAGCGCAGCCUCACAUCCUGGACGCAGCUGAGCUAGGCCUCGAGGCGUGGAAGGAAGUUAUGCCGCAGACAAUCAAGAGUUGUGUCCGUGUGGUGGUGUGCUGGAGGAAAUGUGACAUUCUUCCUCCUGCGGUGCACGCUGACCUCGACCAGGACGUGGGAAAGAAUAUCCGCAACAAGAAGGAGAGUCUCGAAGAGUUGACGGACUUGGUGCAGCGUCUUUCUCUUGAGGCGAAGAAGACAACUGUCGAUGAAGACCUUGGCGAGGCGCUUGAGGGUCUGGGGUUGGCACCUGGCGCAACGCCAACCCGGGCUUCCAUGGAAGCCGUGCAGACAUGGUUGCGUGCAGCGGAAAAAGAGGGUGUAGCGGAGGCGAUUAUUGCAGAUCUGAAGGACGACCUUUGUGAGGAGUCGCUUGCCCACCAACAUGGACCAACUGAACAUAGACUCGGACGACGACGAGGCCGACGCUUCGGCGGGAGACGAGGGACAGUGUACGCAGCCCCUAGUCUCUCCUCGUCCGCCACCGUACGCUGA